This is a messenger RNA of Camponotus floridanus (Florida carpenter ant), 12762 nucleotides long. Its product is annotated as serine-rich adhesin for platelets. The transcript has 8 exons. Gene Ontology annotation, molecular function: SH3 domain binding; RNA binding. The record is from RefSeq and is a predicted model, not a curated record. Lineage: Eukaryota; Metazoa; Arthropoda; Insecta; Hymenoptera; Formicidae. Gene Ontology annotation, cellular component: membrane; cytosol.
GUCCAAAUGCGUAAUCGGGCAUAAAAUCAAGCCACUUGACGCGAUAUCGAGCACACGCGACGCGCGUGUAUUAGUCUCACGAUACUUGUCGGACGAUAAGGUGAAUGUAGCGUAUCGCUUGAGAUGUUGAUAUAAACACCGACAGGGUUUUCUGUUCGCUGCGAAAGUCGAUUUACGUUAAAGCGAGAUCCCUGACAUUGGGCACGCGACGAAAAUAACAUCGUCGUAGAAGGUAGCUCGCGACAAAACUGGAGCACGACACAUAUGAUCGCUCUCGCGAUUACACAUUUGAAAGAAAUUGCAACAGUCCUGCCGGUAAAUCUGAAAGGCGCGACUUGUGGCGUGUAAGAGGUUAGGUAGAAUGUCAAUCGAAGUAUAUCUCGUCGAGAUAAUCGUCUAACAACGAAUGCUCUCGUGCAAUCGUGGGGAAGAUAUACGUAGAAAUAUGAUAGGAUUUUCGAUGUCCCGGGAUCGCGAGUUGACACGAACAACAAAUCACGAACUCGGGAGACGAAAAUCUCGUUAAUUGAUAUAUCGGUGCAAUAAAUAAUGUACACUGUCGGAGGAGAUGUGCGGUGUUGAUCCGACGUCACACGUUCGCUUUAUUAAACUGCCAAAGAUAGUGCGGUGUUAAUCUGUGUGUCUCUGUUUUUAUACGAGUUUGCCAAAAAAAAAAACGGUGUCGAGAUAUCGGGCAGACUGUGAUGAGUUACACCAACUUUGGCCGAGGAAGGGGCUUUGGGCGACGAGGUUCGCGAGCCACCGCAAGUUCGUUCGGUAGACCCCGAUUCCUACCUCCACCCUUCCGACAUGUAGGCCCACCAAGGCCAGGGCGUCCAUUCAUGCCCUGGCAACCGAACAAUAUGUUUUUUCAGCCCCACUUGUUACGUGGUAAUCCACAGUUCAGACCAGGCGGUAGGAGAAAAAAUUUCUGCGGCCACAAUACUCGAUUACCUGCUCCCAAUAGGCUGCCCGUGCCUCCGGAUUACGAGGAUGUUAUUAUUUCACCAGAUUUGAGUAGUCUGCAGAUAGAGAAUAAUCAGACCGAAGCAACGCCGCAGAUUCCCCUGCCUGGUUCUGAAGAAGAGCGACAGCAAAAAAUAGCGGAAACGGCAGAUCGAUUAAAGCAAAAACUAUCUUGUUUCAGCAGCAGUGAAAUGAGAAAUAUUUGGAGCGAUGACAAGCCGUUUUCGUCCAACUUUGCGGAAGACGAUUGUAUAAACAACAUAAAUAUUGCUGAGCUCAGGUAUCAACAAGUCGAACUCAGUCUGAUAUCCCAUGAUCUGACAAAUAUUGACAAAGUAAAUCCUGACGAUUCAAGACUCGACAACACGCAAUAUAUGUCUAAUGAUACUAAUAAUACAAAUACCGAUAUGGUAAUAUUAGAAGAAAAUGAAAAUGAAUCUCAACUAGCAACGAUACCUAACAAUCAAAUGACAAAUUUGUCUGUGGAGAAUGAGUAUUUGGAAAUGGACAACUGGCUUCAUGAGUCAGUCGAUAAUUUGGAACAAUCAGAUUUACAUAAAGAUCACAAUGUUGAAAGUGAAUUAUUAGAUUCGGAUCUUCAGUGUCAGUUUAAUACACCUUUGAUUAAUAUUCCACAAGAUUGUUGCGAUCAACAACAGGAUAUCUCUCAGGGAAAUGAAAUAUAUUCCACAAGUGCUACGAUAGAACAAGAUGUGUCUAAAACGUCAAGUUUACAGAAUAUACCACUCCCAACUGAUUUGACAGAUCAGGAUAUUUUGCAGACAAAUGUAUCGCAAAGUGAACAAGAACUAGUGACUACAAAUUUAGAAGUUCAAGAAAACAUUUUAGAAUCCCAGGUUCCUACAAUAAGUUCAAGUAGUAAUAAUUGUACACUAUCACAAUCAACAGUAGUUCAUGCAUCAGUAUUAAAUAAUAUUACAUCAGAUAAUCAAGUGCCGAAAAUAAAGAAAAAUUCUUUUCAUAGUGGACCACCAAAAUUAUCACCGCAUACCGAACAAGGAGAAUUGCCAGUUGAUUUUGAUCCAAGUACUCCGCCACCGAUACUUAUGAAGCAAGAUGAAUCACGUGUUAUGCCUCCGCCUCCAGUAUCUGAUGUGUUACCAUUAUUUAAUCCUACAGAACCACCACCGAAUAUCAGACAUUUAUUAAAAUCAACAUCUAAAGAAAUUCCCAUGUGGAAUAAUAUAAAUGUCCAAAAUUCAGCACCUACCACUUAUAACAGAGAAACGUAUACAGAAUUAAAUACAAAUGGAGGAUUUAUAUCUCAACAAUUACCACUAGAAAGCCAAAGUAAUGUUUUUUUGCCACCUCAUAUCGAUACAAUCCAAUUUUCUCCACGAUUUUCUGUACCAUCAGGCAGUUGUCCUGUCAUUGAUCCAAACGUUUCAUCGCGUGCAAUAUUUCCAACACGUGCAAUGUCCCAUAAUACUUACGCAUCUUCAUCUCCUUCGUCAGAACUCUUACCGCUCUCUGAUUGCAAUACGAGCAAGGACGAUGGUUUAAAUGACAUGCAGGAAGCUUUGAAAUUUGCAGAACAAAUGACCAGCAUAACGGAAAAAAGAGAGAAAGAGUCGAGUUCUAAAUCUCUUUGUGAAAGUAGUACCAUAGUUAAUUCAAUUAGCAAUGUAGAGUCUAUAUCUUUGCCUCCAGGAGAACCAAAAACCAAAACUAAUACGUUGAAGAGAACAAAACGAAAUGAUAUUCAUAAUAAAAAAAUAUCUCAGGAACAAAGAGUGUCAGAUCAUCUGCCAUUAGAAGAAAUGGUGGUGCAAGAUGCGAGAUCUAUGGAUAUGUCGCUGAUCAAUGAACAAGAGCGUCCUAAGGUAGUAUUUAAUUUAAAUAAUAAAACGAAAAUAGUAACUACUAGAGCUGGAUGGCGAGAGAAUACUGAGAAAAGAAACGGCAUAAAGCAAUUUAUGGAAUCGGAGAAGACGCCUUCAAUUUCUAAGAAAAAUUUUGAAAGUACAUUAAAACGAAAUGAAGAAGAGCGAAAGAAUUUAAAGAAGAAUGAGAAUAAUUCAGGAAAUACAGCAUCAUCUGAAUCAAUUGCAAAUCAAAAUACUGUAUCAUCUCAUAAGAAAAUACAAAAAAAUGCUAAUGCAGAAAAAUCUCUUGCUAAUAUUUCAUUGUCGUCGAAAAUCAACAUGCAAAAAUCAAUGAGUUGUGCAGAGAAGAACGAAAAUUCUACUUCGGAAACUUCUUGGAAGAACAAAAUCAUCAGCCGAUUUUUGAAGAUGAGUAAAAAUGAUAUCUUCAACAUGGUGAAUAAUACUAGUCUUCGAAAGUUUGAUGUUAUAAUGAAGCGUCUAGUCAAAGAAAAAAAAUCCUCGUUAUCCUUGGAGAUGAGACACGCCGAGAACGAAAAGAUGAAGCUGUACGAUCAGCAGGAGUUUAUGAAGCAGUUGAACACGAUGCUGGAGACUGAUGCCACUGUAUCUGUUACAGAUCUACCCACAGAAUUCAUUCAUCAUUUAAACGAAGUAUUACAACUAGAUGUACAACUGGACAAUCAGGUCGAAUCUGCAACAGCAGCAACUUCGAGUAGCCAAAAUAGUCACUUGGAAGAUCCAAAUCAUGUAUUUAGUCCCGUAAGAUUAUUUAUUUCAGAAUACCCAAAUAGAACAGCACAUAAUUAUAUAAAUCAAGAAUGCGAGAGAAAUAAAGGUCAUAUGAUAAAAACGGGACAUGACAGAGAUACGCAGAUGCAGCAUCAUAUUAGCAGAAGUAACGAUUUUAAUUUGAAAGAUGACACUUGUAGUACUAUCGUAUCCAAUAAGUCUAGCCUUAGUAGUAAAUUAUCGGCUUUACAACAUGAUCUAGAUGAUAUAUUUUCAGAAGUGACUAAGAAAAAUCAAACUCCCGCAGCAAUAAAGGAACGUAAGUAUUGUAACGUGAAUCAACGAAAUGCAAAGAAAUUUGACGAUGAUGCAAUUACAAGGAGCGCGGAGAACGAUACGCCUUUGGAAGAUGACAGAAUGCGUAAAUCGGAAAAUUGCGCACGCUGGAUCGAAAGAUGCGAUAAGUGGAAGAGAAAGGAACGAGAAGAUCCACAUGCAUACAGGAAUCUUACCAAAGAGGAGUGGGAAGCGAGAUAUGGAACCCAAGCAGACUCGAUAUCUUCGUCUUCUUUUACAAAAAAAAUUAAUACUAACAAGAACCCAUCACACAGAGGGCAUAAAAAAUCUUACCCACGACGUCGUCAUUCAUCUGAAUCUUCAAAGCAUAUAAGAAUCACAAGACAUAGAACUUUGGAAAAGGACAAACAUAAAAAGUCUAGACGACACAGUGAUGAUAGAAGACACAGUGCAGGAUAUUCGGAAUAUAAUAAUGAUAAUAAUGAUCGCAACGAGGAUAAUACUAGCAGCAGCAGCAGCAAUAGUAAUAGCAGUAGCAGAACCAGCAGAACCAGCAAUAGCACCAACAGCAGUAGCAGCAGCAGUAGCAAUGAUAGUAAUGGCAACACGGAACCAAAUGUUACAAAGCUGUUGAGAGCGAUAAAAGAGAAAGAGAAAGUUGCCAAGAAAAUGUCGUUGAACGAAACGAUAAGAGACGAGGUGAACGCCGAGAUAGAACGGGAACGAAAACAAAAGUCAAGGAAAUCGCGAAAAUAUAAAAAGUGGCGAAAGGAAAAAAAAUUGCAUCAUAAGAAGAAGAAGAAGAAACAACAGCAAAGUAAGAAGGCAACAAAUUUCUUUGAUUCCGCCUCGGAUAAAGACGAGAAUGAGGAAAUAACAAAAUUACUGACGGAAAACGAAAUUAAGAAGGAAAUGAUAGAAAAUGAAAUGACGCAAGAGGUGAUUGUUAAAGAAGAAUUGGACAUCAGUCAAGAGAACACCAGGGACGCUGAAUUUGCGAAUGCAAGUCACGUGGAAAAUAAAACGAUGCGUUCGCUCCCAGAAUCUAAGGGUACCCUAGAAUCCUCUCUUUUAACAACACAAGAGACUCCACUGACAACUGUCAAUCAAUCUCACAUUGAAGAUAGACCGCCGACAGCCUCUCCGACGCAACUGAAAACUAAAGCACAACUGAAACAGAUGCCAGAAGCGGCCGAUACGAAUGAUAACAAAAUUUUCCUGAAGAUAUUUACGACCCUACCAGAGGAUUGGAACACGAUUAAUCCAACGGAAUGCUCGGAGAAUUCGAAUAAGUCUUAUCAAGUAACUGACAUUAAUUGUAAUCGGGAUGAAACUGAUGUUCCGGCAAUUGACAAUUUCACGAGCAACAUAAAAAAUUGCGAGCAUCUGCGCGAAAGUUCUAACGAAAAUGCAAUAUCCCGACAAUCGGAUGUAUGCACUUCUAGCGACUCGUGUAUCAACGCUACUAAAAUAAAAGAUGAUAAUAAUAUCUCAAUUUCCGCUAACAUAUCAGACAAAGCGGCGUCAACAUCAGCCGUUGCAUCAGAUGUGCCGAUUAGAAACGUAAGUCGAAAAUCUAGAGGAGCUUCGAAGAAGAUCGACAUAAAGACGUACUAUGAGCGCACGAUACACCGUCGUAUGAACGUACAAGAAGAAUCGAAGAAAUUUGCAGAAAAUCCUACAACGUCGACUCAAGAUUUAUCUUCCUCUUCUAAGAUUGUCAAGCCAGAAAUUCCAAUCAACAAAUCUGCAUCCACACUUACGUGUGACGGCUCCAUUCAGGAUCCACGAUUAUUUUCGGCGGCAAGAUUAGCCACUAUUUCCUGCCAAAUAAAUAGUCAAGAUAACGAAAUUGCAGUAAGAAACGAUGUUCGGCAAGAAGAGAGACAAACAAUGAAGACAACUAAGAUCACAAAGAUAGCAUCGAAAUCCGUAGAAGAAAAUUUGAAUCGUGUCACUGAUACCGUUGAGAAAAUUCAUCAGGAUACAUCGAAAGAUAAACAUCCAUUUAUCGCUAACACAAAUGUCAAUGUACUGUCCAACGUAACAACUAACACCAUAUCAUCGAAAUCUAAUACAGGAAAUGUAAUGGAUAAAAAAUUGCAAAGCAGAGCUGCGUCCGAUUCUAAAAAAUUUAAGAAUAUUCGAUCGGAAGGUAGCAAAGAAUUGAAACUGAAAAAGGAAAUAACAAAGCCGCGAAAAACGAAAAAGAAACCUGAAAUAGCGUUAAAAUCUAUUAGUCUCCUUCCAACAAAAAUAUACUAUCCUUUGGUGAAGACAACUGAGAAUGCGAACGAGGUGAGUCAAGAAAAGAAAGUUGAUAAUGCAAGUGACAACAGAAUGAAAAUUGAACAGAUCGCGAAUCCUUGCGAAAGUAAGAUAAACAAUAAUUGUAGUAAUAACGCGAAUAAGAUGAAAGUAUCCACAAUUUUUUCGGAAAAUACCGAUAAUAAUAACGAAUUAUCGCAAGGCGUUGAUGAAGCGAAAGAAAGUUUUUCGAGUGCAGAAUUUAUUGGAGAAGAAAAUAUUGAAAAAGAUGUAGGCAAUAACAUUGAGAGCACCGAUUCACCUGAGACGAGGCGAAAUGAAGAAGCUCAUAACGUGGAAAGUGCAAAUAAUACAGCAAGUAUCGAGGUCACGAAUAAAGAAGAGCAGAAUACGAGAGAAAUUUUUAAUGUCGUUUCUAAACCGGAUGCUUCGGCAGCCUCUAUCGAAAUUUCAACCGAUAUUGUCAAAGCAGUUCAAGAAGAUAUCUCAACGUCGGAUAAAGAAUUUAAUGCAACGAAUGAUGCAACCGAGUUCUUGGAUCAAAUUCAAGUUGAAAAGUCAAAUAAUCAAGAUCUAUCGGAGAGCAUGGAUAAUGACUUUGAGGAUACACUUGAAAAAGGCGAUAUGAGCAGCAUUCCUGAAUUGGAUAUGACACCUCGACAGGAUAUUAUCGACGAUACGCCGAAGGAUCAGCCAUUAAUAAAUACAAAUGUGGUAAAUGAUGUCGAGAUUAAUGAUAGUAAAGAAAACAAUAUGAAAUCGAUCGUAGACAGCACGUGCAAAUCUGCGAGUGCGGAGGAAGAUAAUUCUCUACCUAGGAAAACCGUCGAACUGUCAUCGGCUUCGAUUGAAAGCUCAACACAGCAGCCGGAUACGGGAAAUGGCGUCAUUUCUCCUGAAAGCGUGGGUAGUCCGUUCAAAGGUUUCCUUCCAGAGACCAUGAUAGAUUUUGAGCAGCCUGAUUUGUUCAAUCUAGAAUUGCACGAAAAGGACAAGUUAUUCUUAAAUGAUUGUAAUGUAAAUCACGCGACGCGUGAAGAGGAAGCGAAGAUCGCAAAGCAACAGAAUUAUGAGUCGUUAGAAUGUAAUUGUGCUAAUAACAUGAGUAUCAACGAGAACUUUAACGUCACUUUCGGCGAUACUUUACUUGCUUCAGAUAAGGAACGUGCGACGAGCGACAAAUCUGGAUUAAUGGCGGAUGAAAAUAUACAAGGACAAAUCGUGGAGAAGUCUUCGUGCGAAAUAGUCACCGCUGCGUUACACGAGGACGACAAUAUCGAUGGGGAAGGUGAUGAAGCGGAUAAAGGCUUAAUAAGCGAAUCGCAAUUAACUAUCAAGGAUUCCAUGUUCAUUAACGAGGAGGAGAUGAUUCAGGACGAAAAUGGGUCGAAGGAUCUUACGAGUAAACUCACGACCACGACCGAUCCUAGCUUGUCCGACGCCCUGGACGAUGCUGCGAUUUCGGACGACGCAUUGAGAUUAGCAGAGACUCAGAGCGCGGAGCAUCUCAACAAUCAUAAUAUGUAUUUAGAAGCAAAUAUAUCUACGGAGAAAAUCUCUUGCGACAAGCUGCCGGGUUUCGAUUCCGAUGAACACCUGGACAACGACAUGUUUUACUUGGACGAUCGUUUGCAAAGUGCUGCAACGUUCGAUAACAAGGAUGAGGCGUCCUUUUCUAUUCAUCAAGAAACGAGCCCUCGGUAUGACAUUAUUCCACCAACUGUCACUUCAGAACCGACACUGACAACAUCUUGUGCGGAUUUAUCGCCCGAUGAGAUACAAGAAGAGCGAUAUAAAUUUGACUUGAAGCCCAUUUCGUCGACAGACAGUUCAGAUUUACUCGCGAGAGUACCGUCGAUGGAACAUUCGCCGAUUGUAAUUGAUACACCGCCAAGAACGUUAAACAUCCCGACCAAAGCCGCCUUGAAGGAAGCUGCGACGAGUCAUUUCUUGAAAUCUCCGAAUAAUUCAUUGAUCAAGGAAACGACGCAGGGAAUAUUGGAGAAGACGCAACAAAGCGAAACAGAGAGUGCGAGUUACCAAACACCAGCGUGGCAUGUGGAUAUAUAUCAGGGUACAAAAACGCAUUCUUUAGACACUCACACCAACAACUGUGUAAAUGUAAACACGAUUUCGUCGACGCAAAAUAAUACGCACAACGAACGCGUUCAUAUAAACGUGGAUGUCGAUCAGAGUAAGACGUUAGUAACAUCUCUCAAUAACGAUAAGGAUCUACGCAGCAGUGAUAUACAACAUAAUCCGGUUGUGGAGUUGAGAAAGAUGAAAGAACUUGACUCGAGAAUGACGAAUCAGAAAAAGGCGCAAGAAAAAACGAGAGAAGACGUGUAUAAAGGUCGAAGGAAGCGCAACGGUACGCUGUUGCAUAAAUUGAAAAAUAAACGGCAAAUGAAGUAUCGAUCUCAGAGGAUUGAUCUAAAUAGAAAUAGUUUAACGAGGAAGCUUAAAAAUAUGAAACACCUUACCGGCGCUGUAAAUUCGAGAGAAGCGAUUCUGGCUAGAAUGUUGGAGAUUGAUCUGGAGAUGCAUAAGUUGACCGCGGAAAAACUAAAGUUGCACGAGAUGUUGCAGAGCAAUGUUGAAAGUGCUGUGACGAAUAAUGAGGCAACGAGGGAAAACGACAUGAUUUCUGAUCAAAUUGGAGUGGUCUCGACAUUAACGUCGCAAUUACCGCAAAACACCAAAGUAAACAGCGCCAAACGAAAGAAACACCAUUCGUCAUCGUCGAAACAAUCUCCGAUUAAGCGGAAAAAAAUCGUGCCUCGCAGUUCGGAGGAUGAUGAGAUUAUACGUUACACGCAGAAGAAAAUGCCUGUGAUUAAAUGGAAGAAAACACCGCGAUUAGAAUAUAUAAUUAACAGACAGAAGGAGGAUCUCGAAGAGGAGAAUAAUCUCGACGAGACGGAACAGCCCUUGACGACUUUUGCGAAUAAAGAGGUAAAUAUUUCUUCGGUCUUGGACACAUCUGAAGAUGCUACGAUACAGAAACCUGAAUCGAAUACACCUGAAGAUGCUACGAUACAGAAACCUGAAUCGAAUACACCUGAAGAUGCUACGAUACGGAAACCUGAGUCGAACGCAUUUGAAGACGUAUCUGAAGAUGCCACGAUGCAGAAGCUUGAAUCGAACGCUACGAUAGAUCAUGAUGUACAAGUGCAAGAGACUACGGAGAAUCACGAAAAGGCUAAUUGUGAUGUGAUCGAUGAAUCUUUGAAGCCUGCGAUCGAUAGAUCUAGUCUAGAUAAAAGUGCGGAUAAUCAUACAGAGGAUUCUACUGAACGAGAGCACGCGAAAUGCUUCGAUAUCGAUAAGAGAAACGAUAUUUCAAUACCAAGCAAGGCAGCGAAUUCUCAGCCGGCGAGCGUACAAUUGCGCAGUACACCAGAAUCUUUGUCCAUAUAUUCUGAUGACAGCACAUGGGACUUCCUGGUGCAGAACACCGCAUCGGAAGUGCAGGAGAACAGGAAUGUAACGGGCCUUGUUCUACUGGACGAGAACGAAACUUGAACGAGAAAACUUAAGAAAGAACAAGCCAGGUCACGAAAAUUGAAGGCGAUUGUGCGCAAGAAGAAGAAGGAACAGCUGAACAACUACCUGAAGAGAGUCAAUAACUUGACGAUGGAGGAGGAAGAACUGCCCUUGUCCAAGUUAUACAUCAGAAAAUUGCGACAGAAGCGUGAUCUGCUCGACUCGCUCAGUCAAAGAAAGGAAGACGCGAACGUAGAUGUCGAUCCAGAGGUCUUAAAGAAUGUGGACGACGUGAUAAACGCGGUGGCGGAGAACAGAGUGGAGAAUCUUUACGAGCCUCAGACGCAGAACGUUUCUGACAUUCCGACAACGUCCAAUCUCUUGUCGCAGCCUGAGGAACAUCAGUUUUACGUCGAUGCCGAAGCGGCGAAUUCGGACUGGCCCUGUCGAGAGAAGGAAAAUAUAGAGGAGGCCGCGGAACGACAGCAAGACAGUAACAAUGCACCCACCAACGACGAAUCGAAUCACGUCUUUAAAGUCGUGAAUCAGAACAAGACUCCUUUCCACGAUGAACAUAACGUAGAACCUGACAGUAGCGUCACUCCUGAAGAAACUUUAAUCGAGAGCCAUUCCUUGGAUUGCGAUGUCCCGCCGAAGGAUAACGUUGCGUUGCGAAAUUUCGAUAUUAGAGUAUCCGUGCCUAAGAUUUUGAUAAAAGAUGAUUUCAGUUUAGGAUUGUUGCAGAAAUUUAAAGACACGGAAGGCGGCGUCGUCGGCACCGGACUAGUCGACUCUACCACAAAUGUGCUUGCAACAACUAACUCUGAGAAAUCAAUUGAGAAAAAUGAGGACACUUCAUUGACCGUCAAGUCGAUCCAAGUCGUGCAAGAAGAUAAAAGAAAAGAGGAGAGUGAAACGAAUUUAAUCGAGGAGAAGGAUAAACAAGCGGUAGACGUGAGCGAUGGGCAGAAUAAAGCGUGCGAAUUACAAAAAGACGAGACAAUUAACAACGUGAGGGAUACACAAAAUGCACCGCAAUCAAAUACCACAAAAUCCGAAUACACCAAUACUAUUGAGAACGAAGAUACAGGUGAUAGCGUCGCAUCUAACAAUAAGGUAACGAUGGCAAAUGUAACAAAUGACUCGAGUGUCUCGGAUCCUGAAAGCGGAUCACGUGUAUUCGAAGCGAUUAUGGAUAAUGAUCAAAAUACCCGCAGUUCCGUUUCGAUUGAUCGAGCAAGCGAAAAGUCGGAAGAAUCCACCGACACGUCUGUCUUUUCGUUCGACAAGAUAACCGCGAAGGGUACGGAAACGAGUAAAUCACGGUCUCGUAAAAAAUCCGGCAUGUCGGCACCAGUGCGUAGAAGCACUAGAUAUACCAAUGAGAAUGUCAAAGCGACUGAUUCUAAUUCAAACAGUAGCGAACAAUUGAACGUUCACGAAAGAGAUCUAACGCAAUGCAGGAGCGGAUCGCCUUCGUGGACGAUGCGCGAUGAAAAAAUCUUAAAUAACAUUAAAAGGAAUCGUGCUGCUCAAAAAACGCAGAGCAUAGCUAAUCGAAAAGUAUCGAUUAUCGAUUGUGAAACCAAGACUGAUCAAGCGAAAUCGCGUCUUUCUGCUGAACCCGCAUCGUCGAAGAACAAGACUCCGAUAAACGCGAAAAAAAGAAAACACACGGAAUGGCAAAUGAUGAACUGUAAAGUGAGGCUGAUCGACUGUAAACAUACCAUGUUUAAACAAAAUGUCAAUCGGGAGAUUUUAGAUAAACUUGGAAUAAUCGCUAUCAAUCGCUUCGUAUCAAGUGAUAUAUCCCAUAUGCAAUGUGCCACAUACAAUCAAGAUAUGGCAGUAAUCCCUGCCGCGACUUCAGAACAAAGCUCUCACUUUCUUUCGGAAAAAUCCUGCGAUAAAAAAAAUACCGAGAUUGAAAUCUUGGAUGAGAGACCAAUUAAACAAAAUAACGAUGAUGAUUCCGCUCAAGGAGCCGCUUCGAUGGAGGUCGAUGAAGAAGAGGAAGCAAUGAAAAUGCAAUACACAGUCCACAAAGGUCCUAUCUUAGAUAUCAAGAUCUUUGAAAACUCUUUCCUAGCAGCAAGUGAAGACGGCAAGAUAUACAGAUAUAGCCAAACGUCUAACGGAAUAUUGAAUAUCUACAAAGGUCACAAAUCUGCGGUUACUUGUCUGCAUAUCUACAAAUCGGAGAUUGGAGGCGCUAACAAGGAAGUUAUGUAUUCCGGUUCCUUAGAUGGCACUUUGCGUUGUUACAAUAUAAUGACGGGUGCAUUGAUAAAGAAUCCAGUGCAAAUAAACAGUCCGAUUCAAUGCAUGGAUCAAUCGUGGGGAAUGAUUUUUAUCGGGACUAAAUCUGGACAUGUUUCGCGUUUUCAUAUCAAGGCUAGUAGUAUUAAAGGAAGCAGUAUAGAGUUUUCGGACAAAUCUGUCCUUGCUCUUAAAGCGACGAAUGAAGGUGCGCGAAGAAUUCUCAUCGUGGCCUCUCGAAAUCAGCCGAUAACAAUACGAGACGCGCAAACCGGCUUGUUUCUUCGUACGAUUAGCGGUCAAAAAAAUCACACGGUUUACAGCUUGAUGCGCCAUAAUAAUCUAAUCUAUUGUGGUACAAGUAGCACGUCCAUCAAUGUUUUUGAUUUCACGACGGGUGAACAAACAAUUCAAUAUGAUGCUGGAGUCGGUAUCGUAUGUAUGCGGCUUCACGGACAAUUAUUGUUUGCAGGCUGUUAUGACGGCAAUAUCUACGUUUUUGAUACAAGGAACCACAAACUAGUAUGUAGUAUACCUGGCCCAGGAAAUAUGUUAUUAAGUAUAGAAGUUGUAAAUAAUAAGAUCAUAGCAGGGAGUAAAGACAAACGUUUGCAUUCGUGGCAAAUGCCCAUUCAAGUGCGUGCCUUACUGUAAGAUAUCAUACAUAGCAUGCCUAGGAAUUCUCUACUUCGAAAAUAAUUAUGUUAAAACUGAAAGCCAAUCAGUUAACAACCCAAAUAAUACUAAAUGGAACAGGAGAUUCAUUUGGCAUCGAAGAUAUGACGACAUAACAAAUUUGUGUGUGUGUAUUUUAACUUUUUCACUAUAAAUAGCAUUAUGCUAUUAUCACAUUUCCUGAAUUGCUUUUAUUUGUGUUAUACAUUUAAUGAAUAUUUGCUAGAUUUAG